AUGCAUUCUGGGAGAUUGGUUGCUUGCAUCGUGUACUCUGCAAAGUCCUUCAUUUGGUCGGUGAUGUUUGUGUUCCUGCUGGUCUACAUCUAUGGGCUCUACCUGACCCAAUCCGUUCAUCUGCACAGACUUGAGACAGGCAAGAAUGCAGCAGGAGAUGAAGUGCUUGCCGAAUACUUUGGAACUGUGGGACGAUCCAUCUUGUCACUCUUCCAAGCCUUAACGGGCGGCAUCGACUGGCGGGACCUGGUGGAGCCCUUGAGUGAAUACAUGAAUUGGGGCUGGGGCUUAGCCACGGUGAUUUGGAUCGCCUUCCUCAUGCUGGGCGUGAUGAACAUCAUCACCGGGAACUUCGUCAGUGCAGCGAUGGAGCGGUCCCAAUCGGUGAAGGAUGUGGACAACGUCUUUCAAGCACGGCGGCUCUUCAAGAGCCUCGACAUCGAUGACAACGGAGCGAUUACGAUUGAUGAGAUUCGCCGUCACUUGGAGUCCAAACCCGUGCAACACUUCUUCAGGACGAUUGAUGUGGAUUCCUCUGAAGCAGAGGUGCUGUUUGAGAUUUUGGAUCUGAGCGGAGAUGGCAGUAUCGACAAAGAGGAGUUCAUCAGUGGCUGUUUGCGUCUCCAAGGCGCAGCGCGAGCUGUAGAUCUCUUGCUGAUGACCAAGGACACGCGACGAGGCUUUGAGCAGAUUCUUAUCUACUUGGAAGAGCUCACAAGCCGAUUAGACGCGACACAGGAGUUCUUGGAGCUUGUGAAAGAAACCUGCGACGACUAUGCGGAGAUCUCAGAGAUUGUGGACCGGCACAAUACUUUGGAAAGUGCCAAUGCUGACCUCUCUGAGAUGCAGAUCGAGUCGGAGACGAAGAUUGAGGAGCUCAGAGGUGAGUUCCAGACCUACAAGAAAGACCAGGAAAUGGAGAUGAUGGAGCUGCGGAAUAAGGUCGCACUACUCCAAAUCGAGUUGGAUGAAUGCCAGAAGAAGCGCCAACAGCUGCAACAUGACUUCGACGAAGCAACGCAGGAAGACUCCAGGCACUCCUUGAAAUUUGGGCAGAUCCUUAUGUCCGUCGAAAACUUGUUUUUGCGCUGUACAACCAAGAGGAAAAACAUUCAGCAUGCCCAGACACCCGUUGAUGAUGAGGGCAAGCAAGAAGGCGAAGAAGGCCAAGAUGAAAGCAAAGACUCCUUCAGGAAGAAGAAGGAGAAUGCCAUCAGACAGCUGAAGGUCAUCCUUGCUUACCUCAAGGACUUCAAGGAGAUUUGCGAGAUCCUGCGCAAAGAGAGAAGAGCAGAUCCAACUCGGGGAAAGCAGGCGGGAGCCCUGGAAGCUGUGACAGCACAAGAGCCGAACAUCCGCUUCGAGGCUGAGAUGCCCAAGGGCGGUGAUCGAACUUCUCAAAACUCCGGCUCACAGGGCAAUACCAAGGAGCUGAGGCCGAGUGCCAAUGUGAGCACUACUCAAGACUUCUGA
Molecule: messenger RNA, 1473 nt
Organism: Durusdinium trenchii
Lineage: Eukaryota; Dinophyceae; Suessiales; Symbiodiniaceae
Source: the annotation of a GenBank genome assembly